Molecule: messenger RNA, 494 nt
Organism: Cylicocyclus nassatus
Lineage: Eukaryota; Metazoa; Nematoda; Chromadorea; Rhabditida; Strongylidae
Source: the annotation of a GenBank genome assembly
GACAAAGAAAUUUGUCGGCUGACUUGCCUAUGAUUCCGACCAUACCAUCGUCGCUUUGCAAGCACUACCAAGUUUUGCCUUUGCCUAUCAUAUCCUAAUGAAAGACUAUCAUAUUUCUGGUAUGGAAUUCCCAGGUGAUGGUGAAACAGCGAAGGAGCAUAAACUUGUUCUUGACAUGGACAAACCCUCGAUCUUCACACUUACAAAAGGCUCGUCUGCACCGAGGAAAACUACUUCGGGACCAAAGUUUCUGGAGUUGUGGAAGCGACACAGCCUAAUCUUAUCCAUAGUUUUCCUAGCCCUGUUCAUCCUUGCACUUGUCGCUUUGCUUGUUCUCAUUCUUGUACGAGUGUUCGAGUAGAGGAAAUGUUCUGGGGACUUCUCUAGAGAAUUAUUCUAGAAUAAUUUUCAGUCAUGGCGCCGCCACCCCCCAGCCCCCUCGAUCGAUUUCUUCAAUCCUGCUUUUCUAGGAUUCAGAUAUGCUUGUUUUGUCC